Messenger RNA from Scylla paramamosain (green mud crab), 4022 nucleotides. RefSeq lists its product as uncharacterized. The transcript has 5 exons. Gene Ontology annotation, molecular function: phosphatidylinositol-3-phosphate binding. The record is from RefSeq and is a predicted model, not a curated record. The coding region runs from base 155 to 1183 and encodes 342 amino acids. Lineage: Eukaryota; Metazoa; Arthropoda; Malacostraca; Decapoda; Portunidae. Gene Ontology annotation, biological process: abscission; mitotic cytokinesis checkpoint signaling. Gene Ontology annotation, cellular component: centrosome; midbody; cleavage furrow.
GGUUCAGUCACCUAUGAGCCACAACAACAAGAGGUCGGCGAUGUAAACAAACUGCCGUGUCUUGGAUUUUUCCACUUACUACCCGAGAUUUUGUGUUUGUACCUGUCUACGAAUAAUCUACCUGUCGCCGUGAGGGAAAAAAUCAACACUCACCAUGACAGACCCAGACAGGAAUCCAUUGAAGAAACAGUUAUCAAAAUCAUCCCUAGAGAAGAGUCUGCAGAUGAUCUCUCCUCCACAGCAAGCACCUAUCACCAUAUAUCCAGGUCCCAGGGCUGGCAUGGCCACCAUGUCUAAAGCUGAUCUGGAAAUUGCUCAACGUUUGGAAAACCUGCGGAAAUCUCACAUUGAUGAGUUACCAACUGAGGAAGAGAUGGCUUCCAGACUUGCUCAUCUGAAAGGCCUUCCUUCAGACCACUACAACAAGCCUUCCAUUGUGCACCAGCCACCUGACACUAGAACUGAUGGCCAGAAGGCUGAUGAUCUAAUUUCUCAGGCUAUGGGUGAAGUGGCCUUAGACGAGAAGAUGGUUAAGGCCGAUGAUGAGUUGGAGACACGACUGGCUCGCCUCAGGGGUGAUGAAGCCCAGGCCCGGGGUGCCAUUGCCAGACCACCUGCUGCCUUCUCCUUGUCACCCAAUGCCAGGGCUGAUGACACCUUAGGGGAAGAUCUAGAUGACAUGAGUAUGGAUGAGGUAGAAGCUCUGAUGAAAGCUGCUGAGAAAGAGGCCAGUGCUGAUGCAGCAAAGGCCUUGGGAGAGCUACAAGCUGAGCCUGAGCUAGCAGGAGCGAUGGCACAGGCAACAAGAAGGAAGGAAAAGGGACGGCAGAAGUCCAAGUCAUCCAAGGGGAAGAAGGGCGAGUCAUCUGAUGAGGAGCGGCACAGCAAAAGUUAUGAUAGUGAUAUAGAUUUAGAAAUAGAUGGAGGAAAGGCUAUUGAUGCAGUGACUGAGCAAGAAGAGGUGCAGAGGAUCAUUGACAUGUAUACGAAGAGGGCACAACUCAAGAAAGAGAAGAAGAGGAAAAAGAAAGAGGCUGCCGCAGCAGCAGCUGCUCAAGGGGGUGCUGCGGCGGCCGUGGGGGGAGAUGACUCUGAUUCUGACAUUGAAGUUAGCUCAGAGUCGGACCUGACCUCAGAGAGUGAAAAGUUUAGCAUGAGUGAUGAAGAUGAACUCAGUGAAUGAGAGUUUGGUGAAUCUUUCUAAACAGGUUUAGCAUAUGAGUUUUGAGCUUUUAAAACUUUUAUGUGCUGGGAAGCUUCGCUGAUGUGUACAGUAAGAUUGAUACGUGAAGGAUCACAUCAAGAAGCAGAUUGUUGAAUUAUUUGUAACCGUUAACUACAAGUGAAGGUUUAGUAAAUGAUAGUGGUAACAUGUAAGCAACUUUGUACACUUAUUUAUACAUAACAUAGUUAUAUAUUUUUAUGUACCACUGUUCUUUGCAAAUUUUGUGUCUUGGUAUUGUAUAAUGAAAGUAUUUUAUCCAUUGUAAUUACAUAUACACCAGUAUUUUAGUUGGCAUGCUACUUAAUAUAUUUUUCUAGCACCAUGAAAUUGUGUAUAUCUUUGAUCAAUAUAAGAUGUAAUUCUUGAGGACUUUUUUUCAGCGAAAACAAAGGAAUUAAGAGAUUUGUCCUCAAUGAUGUCUCUCAUUGACUGUUUCUCCAGGGACUGUCUUCCUGGUUUAGUACUCAUAUUAUUUUACUCAUUGUUUUGGUGGUUUCCAUCAAUAUAAUAUUGUUGAUAUUUUGUUGGUUAUGAGAUAAAUGGUGUAUACUGCACUGCAGCUUGGCCUGAUGAAAGGGAUUUGAUUCAUAUAUGGUAAAUGAUCAUUUGUAAUACUGAUUCACAAUAAUGAAUUAAGUAUAACAGAGUAUAAUAUGAAAAAGAUUCAUCUUAGGAUCUUGAUUCCACGGACAUGUGAUAUGUGGGAUGUGAUUCUCAUGAACGAAUGAAUGAUUGGACGAACUGAACUGAAUAAAAUGGUGCUUUGUAGCUGUGGUGACCAGCUGGGUGAACCAGUCACCAUUAGCCAUGAGCCACACACCCUGCACUGAGACGUGACUCAUCACGUCCUCUUUCAACUUGCUACUGUGCUUCACAGUUUUGCCAACAACAAAUGCUUCAUGAAAAAAUAUCUGCUAUAAUGUGUAAAAAUAGAGAAAGAUCACUGCAACAAUGUGUAUAAAAGUGAAGAUUCUCCUGCUUUUCUGGAUAAGAACACAAGUGGUUUGAUUUUUGCUUGUGCCGCUCUGUGUGGGCCCCCUCAAUGCUGAAGGCCAUCUUGCCAAUACUAUGCCUAAGUAAGCCUAAUGUUACCAUCAUGUUGCUGUGUCUUAUUGUGAAGUCAUUGGAGUGUGUGGCCAUAAGCACCUGACAGCAUUUGUACAGCUUUGUUGAAGUACUUGGAUGCAUGAGUAUGGUGUUCUUCUCUACCUCCACUUUGUCACAGUCACAUUACUGCCACACCUUGUGCCUAAUGUUCAGUUGCCAGGUUCUUCCUUCCUUUGGUUCACCUAUUGUUGAUACUUCAUACUUGAAUCUAAAAUGCACUCUGAAAUGUGGACAAAGCGGAACAAAGCUUUAGCCCAAAGUAGCUAAUAAUUCUUUACUACAAAUUGGCAACAUAUGUGGAGGAGCAGCCUGAGUACUAAGCACAGAUAUCACAUUGUAUUUUAAUGACCAGAAGCUCAUCAUGCUAUGAUAUGCAUGUAUUCUCUUGAGGUGAAAAUGACAGAGUUUAUGCAUAAUAUUGUGCCCCUUGAAUUGUGAUUUUUCCUAUUUCCUUAGCAUAAGUGUACAUGCAGUGUGCAUUGAGCUUAUUAAAGUGAGCUUGUAAUCAGCCUGUGCUUUCCUCAACACUCCUCUUAACACAGGAACCACUGAGAGUGUAAUAAGUAACAAGGAGAAUGACAUAGUGGCCUUACAUGCUACUUACGGAUCUUGUUCAGGUAUGAAAGUUUGUUUACAAUUCCUCUUUGACAUGAAUAGCCAUGCUGCAGAUGGUUCCUGGACAGCCUUGUUCAUCUUGCUGGUGAUGUAGAUAUUUGUGAUCUGUGAUGCUUCAUGUACUCUAAAUGAAAAGUGCAAUGCCCAGUUGUCUAUCUGAGGAAUGCAUACUUGUUAUAACUCUUAUUGCUAUUCUUUACCAAGUGAUGAAUUGUUUGUUGAUCAUAGUAUCCUCAUGUAAUUAUAUUGUAUUGCAGAUUCUGUUUAAGAUUGUGGUAAGAUAAAGAAAUUUACAUAAAUAGGCAGGAUAAUAUUCAAUAAGGUCAUGUAUAGACUAAAAAUAUGAAAAUGUAUUACACUAAUGCUAUGCGUAAUUUGACUGACUAUUGAACAGGUUUAUAAUUAUGUAACUGGUAAAAUAUAUGGUUUCCCAAGUAGAGAUGUAACAUUUUACAGUGUUCCAGUGUAUUUUGUGACAACCUCUUGGGAUGGCUGCACAUCACCUAAGCACUGCACUGGCAGGCUUUGCAUGACUUUUCCUCAGACUGUGUUCACAUGAAAACAGGUUAACAGAAAUACCAAAUAUGUUUUUUUUAUUAUCAUUUCAAUUAUGGUUAUACUAAUGAAAAGUAUUUUAGUUAAUUACUUAGAUAUGCAUAUCCAGUUCCUUGACCUGGAAGAGUUACAUCAUGUAUGUGUGUAUAAUUUCAUUGAUGGGCAUGUAGAUGAAGGGAGUGCAACUAAUCAGGUAACAUGAAAAUUAGAGGUUGACAGUAAGACAACAACGACGUUGGGAAGGUUUUAUUGUUACCUUGCAUUUGAAUGUUGUGUUACAAGUCACAAGGUCACUACAGCAGUCCACUCCAGUUCUUAACUUGUUGUCCUCUAGGAACAUUAAGUUUGAUAAUACUUGUAUUUAAUCAGCUAAAUAAUCAUAGUAUAUGAAAUACUUCCUUUUUUAUGUUUUGCAGAUCUGAAGUAUUUUUUCCAGAGUUCCAAGAAUUUUAAUAUUGAAAAGAGAGCAUGCUUCAAGAAAACACAACAAAAGUCUAUGAAAUAUAUACACCAAACAGCA